CUCACAGCUUAUUCACCAAGGCUUUUAUUUGUAAAUCGAAAGGAUAUUAGAAAAGUUUGGACGAGUAGCAAGAACCAAAAUGAAACUAUCAUUGUUGACGGUUUGGACGAUGCCAUUGCAGUGGACUUUCAUUAUACAAAGGGAUUUAUAUUUUGGACCGACGUUACCUUGGAAAAAAUCAAGCGAAUUCGCAUCUCUACAGGAGAAAUCGAGGAUGUUGUUUCGGUGGGUUUGGAAAAACCCGAAGGACUCGCUGUAGAUUGGAUUGCAGGAAAACUGUAUUGGACCGAUUGUAGAGAUGCUGAAUGGGAAACAAAUAGAAUAGAGGUCGCAAAUUUAGAUGGAUCUAAUCGCAAAGUUCUCUUUUGGAAAGACUUGGGUCUUCCAAGGGCAAUUGCUGUCGAUCCGUUAUUGGGGUAAGUGUGACUAAUUUUUCUAUUGCUAACUUAAAUACAUCGAGUUUGGUUGAUUGACUACUUCAUGCUGAAAUAUUCUGCGAUUUCCGGAAUAGGAAUGUCCUUACAAAUUGAUAAUGACUGUGUUACGCGUUCAUAAAAUGCUGUUUAUAGUUUCGAGAAAGGUUUUCCAAAUGGCUUUCACUUAAAGAGAUAAAUUCAGGUCGUAAGGAUUCAAGAGGUAAGUUAAUGAACUAUGCACAAUUAAAAAUACAUUAGGCUCUGAGCUUUAGUGAACAAACAGUAAUCUAUCACCAUUUUGCUCACCCCAUCACUACAUUUUUGUGUAGCUUUUUGUGAUAUUCAGGUUGGUUGUUAUGUAUUGAAAAGUCUGCUUAUUCAUAAACAUGUAGCUGGAACAUAUUCCAAGAUUCCAGCUUAAGGUAAAUUUCUGAGCCCUUGAGACCGUCUCAUCAUUCACCCUGGAACUUGAUCAUACUUUAGUGCUGUUUUUUUUUCUAACCACCGUGUCAUUUUAUGGCCUGGAACCAUCUUACAUUGCUCUAAAAAAUGGAAGAGAAAAUGCUAUAUCAUAAUUCUGCAUAGACCGUUUGGUUUUAAUCAUGUGCUUUGGAAAAAAUGUUAGUGUGCAAUUUUCAGAGGAACAAUUAGAACCCUUGGAAGUUAAUUGUGUUUCAAAGAGAUUUUUUCAUUCUGUGGCGCUAAUGAGUGACUGCGGACCUGUGAAAAUUCUUAACGCAAGUAAUGGCUUUCCUUUCUGUAGAAAAUCUUUUAAAGUGCAAUAUCCAUUCACAAGUGUUACCAGGUCCCAUAUAGAGAAGACUUUGUUAAUGGUCUUGAACAAUGGAAAAGCCUUACAUUUCAUUUGACCUUUUCUUAAAUCAGAACCCAAUGAAUGUUUUGUUAAUUAUCCAUUGUUACUGAAGAUUUAUUUACACUGUCUAAUAACAGAGUGCAAAUUUGAUUCCCUAAAUUACUACCUAGGAAAGAAAAAUGUUUGAUCUGAUAUGAAUUCAGACUCUUGAAUACAUGUAGUUUGUUUGUGUUUAAAGUUUCAGAGCUGGUAGUUUAUGUCUUUUUUUUAAAUUUAAAUGCAAGCUCAUGAAGACAGUUUGUCAUAAUUUUUAAAACUGCCUAGAGGUGACAGGGUGUUUUUUACAAUAUGUACAAUGUAUACCUCAUUUUAGUGUUAUACGUGUGUGCCAACAAGAUCUGUUCUUUGAGUCCCAGACUACAAAAUACAUAGUUUAAUACUCAUCAUCAAUUUUCCCAUCACUCAGUAUUUUGGUGUUUAUUUGCUUUUUUUCCUUCAAAACAUUUGUAGUUCCUAAUUAUGAUUUUUAACUUUGUAUUGGCUGACGUGCACAGGAUGUCUCAGAUGCCAGUGUUUAAGUAAAUUUUAAAUGCUUUAUCUUUGAUUUUUUUUCUUUCAAAAGUAAAGCACCUAAAUACCUGAAUUUUGGUAAACCAAGAAGUGGAAAAACCUAACACCUGUAAACUGAUACAAGCAGGUUGUGUGAAAACUCUGAGAUUAUAAAAAAGUGAAAGGGCUUAGCUAUGCUGUUAUCCUCUUAUAAGAUUGAACCUACCAGGCAUAAGGAGGAUGUUGUUUAUUUAGGAGCUGCCACAAGAUUUGUUGCAUAAUCUGUUAAAGGGGAAUUCGCUAGUUAGGUGGAUUUUCCCAACUGGAGGAAGGAAAUAGGAAAUAUUAGAUCAUGACAUGUUUUUCUUUGUCGGCUAGUUGGAUUACAGACGGAUUAAUGAUUCCUUUUAGGGCAGGGGUUCUCAUAAAUAUAAAACAAAAUGAAACAACUUGUCUAUACUAAAUUAUUAUAUUAUGGGAUGAUGUGAAUAUUUUUGCACUUGUUGGAAUUUUAACUUAGUCUCUUACACUCCAAAUUGCUCACUGAUUCCUAAUAAAAGUUUAUGUUUUAUUUUUGAACUUUACCAGCUAGGAAUCCAAGGUUGUGCCUGCUGGGUCUAGAACAAAUGUUAAAUAAUCCUGUUAGAAUUUUCCAUGAUAUUUUUUAAAGGGUGCAGCGUAAUAUACAGUAUUACAUCUGGUGCAUAAAAAAGAAAAAAACUAAAAGGUAACAGGAUUAGAGGUAGAACUGUUUUGGUAGUUUGAGAUAGCAACAUCAGUUCAUGAUGGGCAACUAUACAUCCAGGAAGUUAUUCCCACAUGUAGCAAUAAAUAAAUUGACACUGAUAUGCUCCAAGAACUAUAAAUACUUUCAAUUGCUUUUUAAUUGGUUUGAAAUUUAUUGACUGCAGUACGGUAAUGUGGUGAAUUACUUUAUGAAACUAAGGGUGGAUUCAUUUACAAGAUAUGUAUAUAGUUGUCGCAUUUGCCUGGUACUGGAUCUUCAUUGUGUGUAAGUUUGAAAACAAUUAUCAAAAAAGGCAAAUAUGAUCUCAACAUGUGGUAGUAUUCUUUAAAUGAAUCAACCCUAAUCGAUUUUGAUGUACAUAAAAAACUGAUGAGAAGGGGCACAUGUGUACUUGCAUUAAAAUAGUGGUCCACCAUAUCAUUGUGCUAGUGUUUCAGAGAAAACAGCCAUUAUUCUCUUGGCAGUACUUAGCCUCGUAGCAGUAGUUUCCUUAACAAAGUGUUUUUUCCUUUAAUUGUUGCCUCACAAUAUGUUUUUUAAUACUUUCAAGUUAAACCAACAUUAAUAAAUAUAAUAAGAGUUUUAAAAUAUACUUGGUUACAUUUAAAAUCAGGUAGAAGAAUCAGUGUUUUUGGUAUUGUUUGUGCCUAUUGCUAAUUCCAGCCAGCCAGGAUUAUCGUUAAAACAAUCUUUAUGAAGGGUAGUGUCAUAGUCUGACCUCUCAUUUCUUUUGAUUGUAUUUUUUGUAGGUACAUGUUUUGGACAGACUGGGGUGAAGAACCCAAAAUAGAGCGAGCUGAAAUGGACAGCUCAAAUCGCCGGGUUAUUAUCCGAAAAAAUAUUCACUGGCCCAAUGGGCUAACAAUAGACUACAGUGCACGCAAGAUAUACUGGACAGAUGCAAAUUUAUAUUAUAUAGACAAGGCCAAUUAUGAUGGCACAAAUCGCGAGAGCAUAUUCAGGUCUUCUAGACAAUGUUUAUUGGGACAUCCUUUUGCUCUUACAUUGUACGAAAAUAAAAUAUAUUGGACAGACUGGAAAACAAGAGGAAUUCACUCGACAAAUAAGAACAAUGGACUGCGGUGUCCAAUUAUUGUACCAAAUACUGUUUCUCCAAUGGACAUUCGUGCCUAUGAACCCAAGAGGCAGAUGCCGAGACCUCGACCUGGUGAGUUUAAUUUCAACUCUUGUUACUUGUUACUUGUCGAUCAUUAUGCUGAGAGCUGUGUACCAAUGACCAGUUUAUUCCCUUUAUUUCUUUAAUGUGCCUUGUGACACAUACAAAUGUAAGGUCUUAAUGACCGGUUUAUGCUAGUACAUAAUGUACUGUAUGGGUGCCAAAAUGGUUCAAAUAAGCCCUUUCCUAACCUUUCACAUUAUUUGCUAUCUUUGAGCAAGGUAAACUUGAAUUCCAAAAAUAAUGGUCCAAUUUUGUUAUUUAAGACCAUGCAACAGUUAGCUAAGGGUGACAUUAGUCAUGUUAUCGUUGAUAAGCAGGGUGCAAAGAAAAUCAUUUUUACAGCUUGCCAUUCAGGCAAGCUGAACCUAACAUUUACUAGCCCAGACGUCAUUUCAACUAGCCCCAAAAGCUUUUUGAGGAGUAGAUUCUUCUGUUAUUCGAAUUCCUCGAAAAAGAUCACUUGCCUGUCGGGCAAGUUAAAAACAGAAUUCACUAGGCCGAUAGCAAAAUCCACUAUCCUGGGCUAUCGGACACUGCUUUCUUUGCACGCUGGGCAAGUCUGUUGUGAACACGAAGCCGGUUGUGAGAAAUCUGGUGUCCUGGUUUGAUUCUCAGCUUGGUAUACAGUCUACUCAUAUUAGCAAGCUCUAUAGCUCAGCCUUCUGUCAUCUGCACAACGAGUCAUCAGUCAUAUUCGCAACUUCUUAAGCCACCAGGAAACUAAGACCUUGGUGCAUGCAUUUGUCACUUCUCAUGUUGACUACUGUAAUAGCCUUUUGUAUGGUCUAUAUGUACCUGCCUCACAGCUUAUCAAGGUUUAGCCUGUUUUAAACACUGCAGUGAGGCUUGUUUGGUGUGCUUCUGCCAUAUUACACCAUUGAUGUAUGAGCUACCUUGGCUUCCGUUAUAGCAGUGCAUUCAUUGUAAGACUUUGUUAUUUGCAUUCAAGGCUAUCCAUGGCAUGUAGCCCCUACAAGCAUUUACAACUUAGUUUCUCUGAAAUCACAAGGCACAUACAUGUAUUGCCUCAGAUUGUCUGGUGGGAUUUUGCUACCAUCGCCAACAUUUAGAACUAAGGUCACACUAGGCGAUAGGUCCUUCCAGGUGACGGCGCCCAAGUUAUGGAAUGCACUACCACGCGAGCUUUGCGACAUUCCGUACUUACAUACUUUUAAACACCAUCUCAAGAUGUACCUUUUUAAGUUCGUUUAUAGUGAAAUGAAUUUUAAUUAGUAAUGUAAUGAUAUUUUAGAUUUUUUGUAGCAUUGUAUCUAUAUUUUUCGUUUUUUUUUUCAUACUGUAAAUAGGUUUUUUUCCGCAUUUGAUCAUUUUUAUGAAUACUUGUACAAUAUAUGUGAUUAAAUUAUUAUUAUUAUUAUUAAAUUAUUAUUAUCAUUAUUAUUACUAUUUAGGCAUAUGUUUCCGGUUGUCUGUGACAAUGAAUGGCAAUUAGAGUGGACUUGGAUUGAACUUGAAAAAGCUGGGCCAGUGUUUUCGCAUUUUAAUUCUUUGCCUUCAAAAAUAAAAAAAAUAAUGAUUGAAGCACAGAAUUGACUUAAAACAGUCAUACUCGCGUGACAUACAUGUAGCCUAAUUUCACGUUGUUUGGCAGAUGAGACUAGUAAGAUGUCCGAAAAUCUGCAAACAUAUAUUGGGCCUGGCGCACGCUACUGGUGUACACGGCUAAGAAUCUCACAUCGUUUGGCUUUUAUGAACUUAUUAAAACUCAGAUCGCAUCGAUAUUUGGCAAGAAGUUAAAGUUUAUAAACAGCUUUUCAUUGAAUAUUUUUUUUCUGGCUGUAAGACCAAAAUAAAAUUGAAAUAUGAAAAAUAUGGCUCAAAAUGGGACCAUUUUUUAACAGCUCGCGUAACAUUUACAGUCUAACCACGCAUAUUGUGGGAUUUCUCUGUUUCUGUUAAUGGUACUUUGGAAAAAUUUCUCCGAAGAGGUCAGUGCCUUAUGAGUACUAACUGUAUUAAAAAUUACUGAACAUAAUGGUAAAACAACAAAGUUUAGGGGGUUUUCAGAAAGAUGUUCUGUCUACAUACGAUCUCUGUGCAGGGCGAACGUCAAUUUAAUAGAUUGCUUUCAUUGACUUUCUGUUGUUGUUAAGAGAAGAAAUAAUAAUUUUUGGAAUGCUCAUAAGUUAAACCUUUCUUAUAGACUAACUGUUAAGACUUUGGGAAACCCAUUUUUACGCUAAGAUCAAAUAUGUAAGGUUAGACAGCAUUUUUUAACGUGAAAAAUUCUUAAACCGUGUGUUGGACCGAAAAUCGGAUUCUAGAGUGUGCUUUGGCAUAAAGAUUUUGUGCCUAAAAUGUGCCUAAGAUGUGCAUAAAGUGUGCAUUUUAGUUUUGAAAAACAUGCCUAAGCCGUGCCUAAGUUGUGCCCAAACCGUGCUAAUCUGUGCACAAGUUGUGCCAAAAUAUUGAGUCACUUGGAAAAUCGUGUCCAGCCUAUCGAGCUCCACAGCGAACGUAAAGGGCGCACGGCAAUUAUGUCAGUUUUGAGGUUUACAAAGUCUAGAAACACGGUCUGACGACCUUUUUAUCCCCUAAUAAGAAAUAACAUGACUCAGAAUACGGUUAGAGACAACAGGGAAAGCCCUGACAAACAGGAAAAUGGAAUCUUAAACAGGUUAGCGUAUUUAAAGUAAGUGCUCAGCUCAAUUACAUUGUUGAUAUGCUAAUUUCAUCCAUGUUAAAAAAUUUCCAAGCAGGUUUCUUCUCCCCUUCUUAACGGAGCGUUUAGUUGGAACGAAAUAUUUGUUUUUUUCAGGAGGGCAGAUUUGCAUUCAAAAAAAGAAUUUACUUGUGAUAUGACUUAUAAAAUGAAAACGAAAAAAUUGAUUGCAGGUCGAUGAGUUUUGAGAUGUAUGGCACUUCUCAUCGAUUAUUAUAUGAUCAAAGCUUAAUUUGCUAACAGAGCCAGAAAACAAAAACAAACAAGCAGCUUGAAUUAUUUUACUACUAAGUGUAAGUCCUACUUUUUUAGUUAGAGAAAUAUUUUUAAAAAGCAGCCGCAUUUUGUAUUUAAAAAACAACACGCGUUUGCAUGAAGGUUUCAAAUUACCACUUUGUACUUUUCAUGUUGUUAUGCAAAUUCAGGCCAAUUUUACCGCGAUUGCGAAAAGUAUUUUCUACAACUUUUAUUGGCUAUUUUUGUGCCUCACUUCUUUAGCUUUGUUUUUGUUAUUAUGGCUUCGACUUUCUUUCACGAUUUCUUUUAGAAACGAAAGAAAGUGAGUCUAUAAAAUUGCAUAGCAAUCGAAAAGGUUCAGACCAGCAUAUAUCGCGUGUGAAUUUCCACUUUAUCCUCAGAGUAAACAUGGACUGUUGAAGAAUACGUUAAUUUUCCAGACUUUCGGCGCGGCUCAAAACUUACACUUCCUAUACUUCUAACUGUAUCGUGUUUGAUCUGAAUUAUUUUGUAAUUCGUACCAAGUUUGUUCUUUUUUGCAAGUCGGGUUACAAAGAUUUUCAAAAAAGUGCCUUGCAUGAAUAUUUGUGCCUAAACAGUGCCCAAACUGUGCCUAAAAUGUGCCUUAGCAAUAUUUAAAACGUGCCUUAACUGUGCCUAAAGUGUGCCUAAUCUGUGCCUUGGCAUGUUUUUUUCCCGUGCUUUGGCACAAAAACCGUGCCUUUUCUUGAGCGCGAAUCGUGCAUAAGGCACGGUGUUACGCUCGUGUACACCAGUAGCGUGCGCCAAGCCCUUGACGAUGGUAAUUUUAUGAAAAAAAUUGUUGGACUGCAAGGGUUGUGGUCCAGGUACAUUUUGCAUUGAUACAUAGAUUUUAUUUUGUUAUUCAAACCACCAUAAAGUCGCACUGUUAGGAGAGGAAAUCCUCCCCCUACCCUCAUCUCUGAGGAUGACUGUGAAAAGCAAUGGUGAUGAUGAUGAUGAAUCGUGAUGAUGCUCAUCAUAAUUUGGCCUCUACAGUGUAUGGCAGAGAUGUAAGGGAAUGUGGGUAGUAGUAAUAAUAAUAGUACUUUAAUCAUCCUUUCCCUUUAGGGUGUUUUUAGGGAUAAUGAAACAAAUAAUUUAAAUAAAACAUAAAAUGGUUAAAAAUCCCAAUUCAAUAGAGGCAAACCAGUUGGCUGUUUUACAAGCGUGGCCAAGAAUUUGAACUUUGGACUAGACCAAGAACAAAUCCAGCUAGGGGUCAGAGCAGGACUUGAGCUCGUGACCUCCGAAUUACAAGUCCACAGCUCUAACCACUCAUCCACGGAUUCAUAAAGGCUUGGAAUUUUACCAUUUUGAGAUAACUACUCUGCCUACUUAUUACAGGUGAUAACCCAUGCAAUUCAAGCACCAAUGGAGGAUGCAGCCAUUUAUGUUUAUUGAACAGGCAUGGUCAUUCAUGUGCCUGCCCAACUGGGGUAAAGCUUCUUCAAGAUGCCAGAACAUGUGAGCAAGGUAAGAAUCGUUUCAAGCUAGCCAGUCAUUUGGAUAUUGCAGCUUGUUUGGGUAUCAUUUUACUACUACAGCUUGAAAUGCAGGUACAUUUUUCAGGUGAGGAAGCACUUACUGGUAGUAUCCUACAGGUAAUCACCAUCUUUGAUUUUCAAAGAAAUGGAAGAAGAAAAAUCUAGCUGUUCUAUUCCCUGCCUACUAAUUACAUAUACCCUGCAACCUAUAAUCUUAGUGAUAACCCUGAUUUGCUCUAAGAGCACAACUUUGCAGUUAGUUUGUUUUCUUUUGUUACAAUAUAAAGUGCUCCAGCUUUUUGUUUGCUGCUACUGUCAACUAAAACCACACCUCUGAAGAUGAAGGAAAAACUCACAAAUUUCGGUUUUAAUAGGUGAAAGGCUUCCUACAUGAACUUCCAGUACUUCAUUUAGAUUCAUUUUGUUACAGGUCCUGUACACUUCUUAUUAUUGGCACGUAAAGUGGAUAUACGGCGUAUUUCACUUGACACACCUGACCUCACAGAUGUUGUUGUGCCAGUUUCUGGUCUGCGACAUGCAGUUGCGAUUGAUUUUGAUCCAGUGGAUAAAUUUGUGUAUUGGAGCGAUGAUGAAAAGCUUGAAAUUAAGAAAUCCAAAAUGAAUGGAACAGGUAUUCUGCACAUUACUUUGUCAUUGUGUGGUUUUUUAUAUAUAAUAUGUAUUUUGUCACAGAUCAAACUCAAUGAAAAGAUUCCAGUAUAACAUGAUUUUGCAGUAGUAUACAAUGUGAGUGGUUCAGUGCUCCAAAGUGUCACCUUUUUGGUUGCCAUGACAAGUUGAAAAAGUUUGAGUGACUAAAACUGCAACGAAGGUAGCCAACUUGGCAACUGGGGUUUGCAGUCAUGAGCGAUUGCCUUUUAAUAAAUAAUUAUAAUAAAUACGAAACUUAUUUUGUGCAUGUACAGUAAAAAUAUUUUCAUAUGUGCAUUACAAAUAAUAAGAUAAGAGUAAGUCAAUUAAAAGCUAUCUUAAAAAAGUAAGUCAAUAAUAUAUUCAAAGCAGUCUUAAAAAAUAAAUAUAUAAAUAAGUCAAUUAACUGCUAUCUUUGAAUGUUUCUGUUCUCCGCUCCCAAACUGUUCCACAGUUUAGGAACUGCCAAAUGAAAGGCUCAGUCACCAAGUGUAGGUAGGCACGGUGCAUUUAGCUGGUACCAACAAAGUCGCAUUCCUACAUGUAGUUAGUUCCUACAUGUAUAAUCUUUUUUAUAGGUAGGGUAGUCAAAUCAUAUGGGAUUUUGCUCUCAAAAGGUUAAAUCAUGGUAAAAAAAUGAAAAUAAAAAUAAUGAUAAUAAUAAUGAAAGAAAAAUUAAAAAACAAUAUGAAAGCAAUACAAUCAUUUCAAUUGUAAGUGUUAUAAUGUACUCAGAGAUUAGUCAGGGGAAGACUGUGAGCCACUGAUAAAUCAUACUCCUUUGUUUACCUCUUCCUAGAUGUUCAGGUAAUAGUGAACGCUGAUGUCAGACAUCCUGAUGGUCUUGCCAUUGACUGGGUGGCACGAAACUUAUACUGGACUGACACAGGCACAGAUCGAAUUGAAGUCAGCAGGCUUAAUGGAUCAUCAAGAAAAGCCCUUAUCUCUAAAGACCUAGAUGAACCAAGGGCAAUAACACUGUACCCUUCUCAUGGGUGAGUUUUGUCAGUCUUACCGUAACUAGGAUGAUGGUACUGUAGAGGUACAUACAAUUCAGAAUUUUGAGGGGAGUGCUUCUCAAAUUUGGGUGCCCAAUUCUUUACCAAGGGAGUCAAAAUGUGAUGUGUGGUCUGAAUAAUUAUCUGUAAUUAUUAUAUACUACUUAUUAAUGACCGAACAGACAGGGUGGAUAAGUUAUUUACUAUAUGGCCUGUUUAGCGCUAUUUUUUGAAAUGAAUACAAUAAAGAACACCGCAAGUAAUUUUCAACAUCCAUGCACAAGGAUGCAAAUAACAGUCGGUCAUCGGACAAUUGUCCGGUAAAUUUGACAUUUUGACUGGCGAAAUAUUAGUCUGGUCUGUCACUCUGACCGGGCACUUUUGAUCCAAAUUAAACUUUUAAUUAUCAUACUUUAAAGACACUUGUGGCAAAACAUUGUUCCAUUAUUUAGCUAACACACACAUUGACAAUCAAAAAAUAAUAAUCUGCUAUCGAAAAGUAAAUCAGAAUUAAAUUUUUGUAUAAUUUUUGUUUUCAAGUGCGAAGUCAGUGAAGACUGAUCAGUGAACUGAUACAACUGUUACAGCUCCUGUCUGUGAUUAAUAUUGUGCAAUUAAAGCAGUGAAAUAAGUUGUUUUGUUAUAUUCUUAAUUUUGGUCUUUCACUUGGAAUUUUUUUAUCCGACCAGACUGUUUCCUUGUCAGGUCAGGUCUGGUCUCUGACCUGACAAAUGACCUGCUUAUUAAAAAAAACUAUUUGCAGCCUUGAUGCAUAAGAGGUCAUUCAAGUUCAUGUUCACUGAACUGAAAUGAACCUGGUAAUAUGAUUGAAAUUACAGGACACAGUUUCUUUGACAAUGAGAAUUUUGGACCUGAGCCUGUGAUCAAUUAACAACCAAUAACUGAUCAGCAGAUAACUUUAAAAGAGUAUCACCUCAAUGAGUCUUACACUUGAGCCCACAAUACAGUCAUGUGACAGAAGAUAGCCUUUUUUGACAGCUGUCAAUUGACCAUAAUAUGGAUGUCCACUAUCAAGUUUUGUGUUUAAAAACACAGAUUGUAUAUAUGCCUUGGACACCUAACUACAUGCAGUAAUGCCCAGUCAUUACAAGAAAAUCUUGGCUUAGCAGCCAAUUAAAGCACAUAUUGUAGCAUAUUUUAUUGUACUGUACAUGUAGGUAUACUAUUGCAGCCAUAUAAGAAAUACAUGUAAUUUAUAAGGGUUCAAGCAGCAUCAACCAAGGUCACUUCCCUAGAAAACAAAAGGAAAGUAGAACCCCCCCAAAAAAAAAAAAAAAAACUUUCUAGCUGUUCAAUUCCAGCUUUCUAAUUGGAUAUACCUGGAAACUUGAAAUCUUAGUGGCGGCCAUGCAAUUUGAUCAGCCAUGCUCUAAUGUUGACACCUACCAUUGAAGCAUACUGUUUAUGGACGUUUGUGUUUUUUUUAAGGUAGGAAAGAAAAUCUAUAAAUCUUCUUGUACUGAGAAUUGUUUCUUUUCUAGCCACAUGUACUGGACUGAUUGGGGAAAACAUCCAAAGAUUGAACGAGCAGAACUGGAUGGUAGUCAUCGUAUUACUUUGGUGAACACAUCGGUGGCUUGGCCUAAUGGCAUUACCAUUGAUUUCCACGAACAAAAACUCUACUGGGUUGAUGCCAAGUUGGACAAAAUUGAAAUCAUGAAUCUUGAUGGAAGUAAUCGUAGGGUAAUUCUUGAUCAUAAACUGCCACAUGUGUUUGGAUUUACUGUGUUAGGAGAUCGGUUGUUUUGGACAGAUUGGCAAAGACGUGCCAUUGAGAGUGUCAACAAAAAGACUGGCGACAAUAGAAAGGUGAUCAUUGACAGUCUACCUGAUUUGAUGGGAUUGAAGGCUGUCAAUCUUAGCCUCUCUCAUGGUAAGAUAAUGUUAUUUGUUUUGAUUAAGUCAAAAUUGAUAAUUUUAUGUGUUCAACUCUUGCCAAUGACCUGUCUUUGUUGGAUGUAGGUUGUAAUAGUGUCUGGCAGUGUCCACCUCUAGUGUCCCUCUCUAUGCCACUCUUAGCUGAAGCCAAGGACUGUUGUCUUGGCCUUGCCUUGUCAGAGUGUGGUUAAAGUUUUGUGAUUAAGGUGUUUAAAGGUGUUUAAAGUGCAUUUGUAUCUCCAUCUGUACAAACAAGAAGGGAAUUUGACCAAGAGGAGAGUUUGUUUUGGGUGUACACAUUUUUGAACAUUUACACAUUGAGUAUUAGAAGACUUGCGUAUGAGCUCCUCUAUCAGAAGCUCCUCCGACUUCCUUGUUGCUACAACCUCAGGCAAAACUUGUGGAGGCAUGGAUGUACCACAGAAAUACCAAUUUUUUUAUCUGGGCAAAAAUGGCCAUUUUCCCCCUUCCCUUAUCCAAUUUUGUUUAUGGUAACACAAGAAAUUACAGUGUAUACACAUUGGUUUUUAGACCAAAACAACAUUGGAUAGGGGGUGGGGAGGGUGCCUACUUUUUCCCUGUUUAGAAAAGAUGUUUGGAUGGUUCAAAAAUUACAAAAUUGAUGCUACUGUGUCAAGAGUUUUGUAGUGGCAAAUUCAUCUUUUUUCAGUUGAGGUUAUGUUGUUAACUUGGUCUUAAAUUGAUCAAUAUAUCUGUUGGCGUGGUUACAUUGUUUGUAUCAUUAUUCCUGAAGAGCUCCUUAGAGGAAGGGGAUGUGUUGUGAUAACGAAAUUGUGCCGUUGUUUCAGGCUCAAAUCCCUGCCAGCAUAACAAUGGAGGUUGUAGUCAUCUGUGUCUGUACAGGCCAUCAGGAGUAAAGUGUGAAUGCCCUGAUGGAAUGGAGCUGCUUGCUGACAAGAAAAACUGUAUAUGUAAGUAAAUACCUGGGCAUCUAGACUGAUAGUGCUGUGCUGACCUUUGAUAACUUUUAUUGUGUCUGCAUGCGGAGUGUCCAUUUUGUAAUAAAUCUGGAUCUGCUUAAGGCUUGUUUCACUGUAAACAUUGUGUAAAAAGAUUAUCAUUAUUUAAUAAAAUUAAUGAUAAAUACUUGCUAGUCACAAUGAAGCUAUGACCAUUUACAGUGCCUAUAGGAAGGUAACAGGCUAUGGCUCAUAGAUGUUGCAAUAUCAUUGACACCAACUUCAGAACAAUUUUAAUCUGGACAUUUCCUUUUCGUAAGUGGGACUGCAUAACAGAAUCCAUGAAGACAUUAGGCUUUCCCUUCCUUUGAAUUUAUCUUAAACUUAAGUAAGGGUAACGCUUUAAUCAUUAAACAUCAACAAUGCAACUGCUUUUUUUUUUCAGUGCCAGAAGCAUUUCUGUUGUUUUCAAACCCUAAGGAUAUCAGGAGAAUCUCUCUUGACACCAAUAAUGCUGCAGUUAUUCCAUUGGUUGGUGUCAAAGAGGCAAAUGCUCUAGACUUCAAUGUACAGGAGAUGCAAAUCUACUGGACAGAUACAUCCCUCAAGUCUAUAAACAGAGCUUUCCUCAAUGGAAGCCAAAUUGAGCACUUGAUUGUUGUGGAUUUGCCUCACCCUGAUGGUUUGGCUGUGGACUGGAUAGCCAAAAACCUGUACUGGACGGACUCUAAACACCAUAGAAUAGAGGUGGCAAGACUUAAUGGACAGCACAGGAAGAUGUUGAUUUGGAGGGACUUGUGGGAGCCGCGUGAACUUACUGUCAACCCAGUUUCAGGGUAAGCAGGCAAUUGACGUUUGAAAUUAGUUUGUUAAUCCGUCCAUCACAAAGUUACAUGUAUGUUAAUAACUUGUGUGAGAUGUAUUUACAUGUACACAUACAUAUGCCAGGUUCAUGGCUUCAACUAGUUUGAAAUGAACUGCCUUUUUUACGUGUACUACCGUAAAAUUCCGAAAAUAAGCCCCGGGGCUUAUAUUUUUCAAAGGCCCUUUUUGAGGGGCUUAUUUUUGGAGGGGCUUAUAUUUGGAGGGGCUUCUCUACGGAGGGAAAUUAGCGUUUCAAAGCCGAUUGGGCUAGCUUAUAGGUGGAAGUAAAUUUACCGUUUUUGCUUUGUUUUACUUUGUAUUUAAGGGCAAUUUUCCAAGUACAAGCCCCCGGGGGGCUUAUAUUUGGAGGGGCGAUUUAAUGGAGGUUUUUUGCGUUAUAGCUUUGGGGGGCUUAUAUUUGGAGGGGCUUAUACAUGGAGGGGCUUAUUUUCGGAAUUUUACGGUAUUUUACAUGCAGGGCUGGGUGUAGUGUUGUGGGUGCUAGAAUGUUCAGUUGGUGUUUUCCUUUGACCUAAAAGGCAAAUGCUUGCUCAUAAUGUCAGUUGAGGUGGUUCUGAUUUCAGGUGGAAUGGCCUUAACUGAUUCAUAAGGGACAAAACAUCACAUUGAUAAUUAUUCUUAACUAAUCACUUAUGUCAUCGGUUGAUAUAGUGUCGUGGUUCAUCGGUUUUUUUGUUUGUCAAAAUUGUAACAAUUUCCUCAGUCUAAUUACUGAAUGAUGCGAGAGCUUACACAGUUACUCUGCACUGAAGAACUACUUUGCUGAUGCGCCACGCCACCACUAUAUGGCAUUUUAUAUUUUUCUUUAUGACUGAUCACUCUUAUUUGUGCAAUAGACAUAUGUACUGGGCAAAUGGUGGAAGGGAGCCAACGAUAGAAAGAGCAGACUUGGAUGGCUCCAACAGACACACCUUGAUUGUCAAUGUCACACGUCCAACCGGCUUGACAAUUGACUAUUCAUUGGAGCUCAUUUUCUGGGUUGAUAUUGAUAACCAGGUUAUUGAGUGUGCAAACUUAGAUGGAACAAACCGUCGAGUAGUUGUGUCAGGUCUUCCCAUGCCUUUUGCUUUAACACAGUACAAGGAUUAUAUUUACUGGACUGACCAUGAGCUUAACUCGAUCUAUCGUGCCAACAAGACAAAUGGAUUGGAUCUGACAAGAAUCAAAUCCCGCACUGAUGACAUUAUGGAUAUUCUAGUGUUUCACAGCAGUAGGCAAGAAGGUUUGUGUAUAAUCAUUAUUUUGAUACUGUUAUCCCUACAAGCCCAAAUAUAAUUGUAUAUUUUCUCCACACUGCUGUCUCUAUAUAUUUCCUGUGGUACUGAAUUUGUAGGACAACCGUGACCAUUAUUUUAACCUGAUGUAUGUAUGUAGAUAGGAAAGGUACAAAUGAAUGUACGGUUGAAGAGAGGUUUGAAGUUUAGUACGUGUACAUGUAGGCAACUUAAUUCAGCAAGGGUCGUCCUCAACCUACUCUAAAGUAACGGUAAUCGCAGAUUAAUAAAGGGCACAUGAGAUUCCAGAUCGUGCUUGAUAAUGCGUGGUUUGGCAAUUGGAAAUGUGUGUGAUGGAAAUUGCAAGCAGCUCUGCAUCGCAAUAAAUUUACAAUCUUAAAUAUACAGAUAGUAAAUAGCAUGUGUACGUAGAUGCAUUAAAAAAAAAAGUGAUGAUACUUCAAAAUUAAAAGACUACCGAGUAUGCACGAGGAAAAAUUGAUGUAAUUGAAUUUCCUCAAGAGCCCCUGUACUAGGACUGGAUCUCGCAUCAAGUAUUGCACUGUUACGUGUAAAAAAAUGGAAAUUUUAUGAUGUGUUCACGGAGGAAUCACGUUGAAGAUAAUGCACGUUUAAUUUGUUUUUAUUCAGGAAUUCAUGUGUAAACUUUUUGCUAUUUUCUUUUGAUGAUGUUUCCAAAGGACUUAAAAGGCGUUUUAUGCCUAAAUCGCACCUUAGACAACCUCUCUGUAAGCAAGAGUUAAAACAAAAAAGAAAAAGAAGUUGUUUCCAGGUUAUUUUGGGCCUUGUUUGGUGAGUUUUGCCUAACAUGUUUGCUUGUUUAUUUAGGAUGGAAUUCCUGUGCCAGGGAUAAUGGUGGUUGCAGCCACCUUUGCCUGGCUAAACCAGGCCAACGGAUGGUGUGUUCCUGCCCAACUCACUACACCCUGUCGUCAACAGACAAUAAGACUUGCAAUGGUUAGUAUUCUCCAACGUGAUACAGUUUCUCACUGACAAUUACAUGUAAUGGGAAUCCGUAUUUCUAAACUCUGAGUUGCCCAAAUCUCCAAACCGAUACUGUCUUCCUGCCCAACUCAGGACUUAACUGACAGACGACCAAUAACAUCAUUUCAUUUAAUUUAUUUUUUCCAUUCCCUUAUAAAUAUUACAAGACAAACGUUAUUGCUUGAGUCAGAGAAAGUCUGCAAUACGCAAUGAAAUACAGUCAAGAUCAUUACAGCAUGUACAUUUAAAUAAGUUUGUCACAAAAAGAAGGAAAAAUGAAGAAUGGAAAGGAGAGGGGCACGUCUAGGUCAACUAAUAUUGUGCCCCUGAAAUAACGUAAUACACCACAUAACAGCGCGACCUUAUUGACCCCUCAGGUCAAUAUCCAGAGUUAAAUACCAUCAACUGACAUGAUACAACUCACUUUGACUCUGAAGAUGCCUACUGUAUACAUGUAGGUUGUCAAAACGUCUGUCAAUGUCAACAACAGUCCUGUGAUGGCAGGAUCAAACUCUUACAAUCCUUGUCGUAUUUUUUUACAGCUCCUCGAGUAUUCAUGCUCUUCAGCACCACAACUGACAUUCGGAGAGUCCUAUUCAACUCAUCAGACAAGCUGGAAGUCGUUUUACCUGUGCGUGGUCUGACGGAUGUUCGUGCCAUUGAUUAUGAUGUCAAUAGUCACCUCAUCUACUGGAUUGACAGUGCAGCAAAAGAAAUAAGACGCUCUUUUCAAAAUGGUAGCAAUGCUAAGACGAUAGUCCUUGGAGAAGAUUCCUCGCCUUACGAUCUGGCUAUUGACUCAUACGGACAACAGCUGUAUUGGACAGACAAUGUGAAAAACAGCAUUAACGUUUAUAGCUUAAGAAAAGGGGUGUCUAUGGGUGUUGUCUUUCAUGAGAGAGAUGUUCACCCACGAUCUAUUGUGCUUUAUCCAGAGAUGGGGUGAGUGCAUCUUUUUAAUCCUUUUUGAUUUAUUUUAUUUUCAUUGGUUAGUAAUCCCCUCAGCAGUGGGCUAUUGCAUUUAAUAUCCGUACCGCCCCCCCUUCAGUUGAGGACGUACCUUUUCUUCUUGCCCUAAAGAUAGACUACGAAAAAACGUUAUUCUAAUCAGUUUUAACCCUUUUCAGACAAAUGUUCUUUACCAAUGAAAAACCGGAGAAGAAAUCCAUCGUGCGUGCAACAAUGGCUGGUGCUGACAAGACACUCUUCAGCGCGACAUCCCCAGGGGAUUUGGCAGUCGACAAGGCGAGAAACAGACUUUACUGGACAGACACUACUCUGAAAAGGAUUGAGUAUGCCGAUCUCACAGGUACGAUUUCGCUCCCAAAUGCAUUAUAUGAUUGCCACUCUUAUGUACGUUGCAUAUUUUGUCAAAACAAACAAGCAAACAAACAAAACAAACACAAAUUAGUCAGUUAAUAAAGCUUAGAUUAGAACCAGUGACAAUAAAGUAAGUAUCCAUUGGUUGGCAAGAUUGAAACGUUUUAGUACAGAAACGUGUGAACUUUCUUGGUGUGGUCAAAAGCGAAGCAAGAAGAAAGAAAAAUGCACGGUUAUUUUAAAUAUUUCAGAAGUGGUUUUCUUCUUUUUAAAAGGCCAAUUUUCUGUUGCUAGUGCUCUUUAAAAGAGGUUCUCUCCUUAGUCUCCUUUAACAACGUAGUCCGCGUUCAACUUAGCCUUCCACGCAGGCGUUUUUAGGGGAGCUCGUGUUUGGGAGGGAAGAAAUACGAGCUCCCCUAAAAAGGCCUGCGUGGGAGGCUACGUUCAACUGCGAAAAAAAAAUAUUAACAUCUUGACAAGGUCAUUUUUUGGCGACCAUUUUCUUAACGUGUUACAUGAAAGUAGAUCUUGAUUAAAAUAAGGGCUUAGGGAACUGCACCCUCUUCCUCUUAUUUUUAGCCCUCUUCUCUUGAUGUCGAUGAGAACUUCCCGCGAGUUUAAAGGGAACGCCAACAACAACAAUUACAGUUAAAGGACUAUACUAGUACUUGAAUUGUGUCUUCAGUAAUUAACACAUGUAGCUCACAGUCGAAUAAAUAUACCUUACAGGAAUGAACCGGGCCACACUGAUUGAGACAAAUGUGUUACAGCCUGUUGGCUUAGCAGUCCAUGGAAGUUAUGUGUACUGGAUAGAUCGUGAGUCCCGCAAUGUCAUGAAAAUCAGGAAGGAUGACGUUCGUGGCCAAACGGUGCAAGCAGCUAUUGAUGAUUUAUCUGACAUGAUUGUCGUUGAUACACUGAAAACAUCAGGUGUGAAAGUUCUUUCAUUUUACACUUCUUGAUGGCGAUUUUUUAUAAUUCAAGUGGUUAUAAAUAAGGAUUGUAUCGUAGUAUUUGCUGGUCAGUAUGUAGGGUGGCUUUGAGGGCUUAUACGACGUGCAGGACGACGACAUCGACAGCGUAAAGAAAAACUUAGGUUUGAUAUUGCUCGGAUCACUCCGUUUGGUGCAUUUUUUACCGCCCUCUGUACAACUGGGCCGUUAGAUUACCACAUGAAAUGCGAUGUAGGUAUUUUGGGAAUUAGUUAUACGAUGCGAAGUAUUCCUUUCCCUUUGCGAACUUUGUUGCGGCACCUAACAAACAAACUAUAGGAAAAUACGCCAACAUUUGGCUUGAGUGCGGUGUAAAGCGUGAACGACCGGAAAUUCACGUUAUUAGUGAGCUUAAAGGGGCUGUGUCACGGCAGUCCAGUUCAUUUUGUUUAAUUUUGCCAAUUACUCGCCCUCAAUCGCUAUGGAACUGAAAGUAAGCAAAGAAAUUACAUGUAAAUGACAAAAUCAGAGACCCGAGACAAACAUAUAUGUCUCCUGAGCAUUAUUCUUGAAGUUGCAAGCAGCAGUUUCAGUCUUCAGUUUUGCCCAUCCGUGACGUCUGUUGUUUCUGUAUGUUAUUUAACCUUCCUUUAACGUUUUAAGCGGUUAUUUUUAUGUUUCUCUUAAUUUAACGGGCAUUUUGUAAUUUCCUAAUUUGGCUGAAUUUCGUGACACACUUCCUUUAAGCAAAGACGUUUUUGAGCGACGCGCGUCAACCGGAAGCUAGCGGUCUUUUUUCAUCUUUGGUCGGUGAUCUGCCCAAAUUUUUGGACAAAUUGUCUCUAUAACAGUAAAGACACUUAGAAAUAAAAGUUUGGUGGCGUCAAGGUGCUUUAAAAUGAAAAAAGACCUCACUUGCGGUAGUCUGCUACACGGCCGUUUUUAGUGUCGUCACGCAACGCUUAGUAGGGAGGAGCGUUGCGUGACGACACUAAAAACGGCUGUGUAGCAGACUACACUUGCGGUUGACUUGCGUCGCUCAAAAACGCCUUUGCUGAAGCUCCCUAUCAAUGCCGUUUUCACUUCCGUCGCCGUCGUCCUUUUGAAGCUAUCACGACAAUACAUUUGCUUGAUUAAUUCGCUUACGUUACAAACCGCUUGAGGGAAUACUUUAAAACCAGUUUGGUUGCUCUAACUGAGGUCCAAGGGAAAACAUUAAUAAGUCACGUCAUCGAUUUUGCAGUACUGCAUAAUCCAAGAAUUCCCCUUGUGGGGUCACGUGGGGGAAGUUUCCUUGUUACAGUCAACGCCCAAUAACUCGGAACUUCAAGGGAAAUCGAAAGGGGUUCGAGUUAGCGGGAGUUUGAAGCAAAUAACCGGAAAUAAGAAAAUGGGAUGGGGAAUGAAUGCAAGUAACAUGCGCACUUCAAAACUUGAUUGAUACACAAUGCUGGACACUGCAUUUAAACUGGACUGACUAAAUAGUAAAGACAAAGACCAUAUGGUUGUUAAAACAAUUCCAACAUUUCGGACUGCAGUACACUGGUGUUUUCGACUUGUCAGGCGUUAAAACAUGGUUAAGUUAUCGAGGGUAAAUAUCGAGGGUAAAACGUGGGAUUUGACUUGGCAUAUUUAUUACCAUUUAGUUUCGUACCACACGGCAUGUGCGGGAACCCUCAGAUAAAAUUGGGAACAAAAAGUUCGUUACAACAUACGCAUACAAUUACAAACGCGCGCGCAGAAUUUGAAUCAAAAAACUAUUGCGUGACAACAGAAGAUGUAAAGCUGCUAAGAAGGAAUUUGCGCUCGUGCCUGUAGGAAGUUACAACUUUGUUUCGCUUGUUUAAGCUUGCCAGAUCGGGUCUGCAAAUGAUAAAAUAUUUUUCCCACAUGCACAAAUUACAGCGAUUUGAAGCGGGAUUCAAAGAUUUGAAGCGAGGGUAAAUUUAUAGAGAAAUUAUCUGAAGGGAAACAAAAAUUGCCUCGAAUUAGCGGGAAAUUCGAGUUUCCGAGGGUAAAAUUGUAGUAAAUGUAUGAAGGAAAUCCAGGGGAAAUCGAUUUUGGUUCGAGUUUGCGCAAGGUUCAAAUUAGCUAGGGCACGAGUUAUCUGGUGAGCCUCGCUACCUUACUGGUACUUACGCGGGUGGACGGUAUUUCGCAGGGGUUUAUUUUCGCGAUUUCAAGAGGCAAAUAUGAUAUGAUAAAAGGCACUAAAUUUCGCGAUUUAAGCGUCCUGAACUUGAUUUAAUUUUUGAAACAGUUUAAACUUUUUAAAAUAUCCAGCGAAACUGGAACAAGCAAAGUGUAAAAUGUUUUCAAAUGAACGUUAAUUCACUAAUUACAACUAAAUGGAACUAUCUAGUAAAAUCAGUUAACAAUUUGUAUUGUCGAUACAUAUCAUUUAUUUUUUUGCUAUUACAAUUUGAAAGGUUUUUUUCUGUGACAUUUGAAUUUUCUGCUUAAAUUUCGCGAUUUUUUUUACAAUCGCGAAAGACGCGAAAUGAAAGACCCAAGGAAUUAAGUACCAAUAUUUCGUAUAUAAACUGGAACCUAGUUUUGGUGGUCGCGAUGGACGGUGUAAUGGUUGUUCCGUUUGGUUUUUGUAGUUCACCACCCUUGUUUCAUGAAGCCUUGUUCCCAUAUCUGCUCUGUUGGUGUGCAUGGACAUGCUCAGUGUUCUUGUCCCAUGGAUAUGAUUCUUGCUGAAAACAAUUCUACUUGCGGAGGUUAGUUGUCUUAUCACUACUAUGAGUGACAAUUUAAAAAGUGAAAUGAUUUGCAAUAAAGAAAGGAGCACUAUUAAUUUUACUGUUUGUAACUAACUGAGCAGUGUACAUGUAUAUUGCAAUGAUUUAGCAACUGCCUUUUAAGACAAUGAAAAGUUGCUGCCAAAAUGUAUGAAAUUUAUCAAGAACAUUCUUCUUUAACAGCUCCGAAGACGUGCAAACCAGAUCUAUUUACUUGUUCCAACGGACAAUGCAUCCCUCAAGGCUGGAUCUGUGAUGACAACGAGGACUGCGUUGAUGGUUCUGACGAACAAAACUGCAGUAAGUAUCAUUCCUAUCAUUCUCUACAUGGAAUCAUUUAUUUGUGGGAGUACCCUUAAUCUACUGUAUCUUGCGGACUCCUGCGGGAUCCCCGCUAUUUUCGUAGUAGUGGUGUGCGCUGUAUUGCAAUUUCGUCGUACUGAAUGUAUUGGAAGAAAUGUGGGAAUUUCUGACCCUUGUGUCCGCUUAGUUAAUAUCGUUUGGUUUAGCUGGUGCGUUAUGCUGUAACUCGCCUAAAAUGGCUCCGACGAAUUAUGUUGCGUAUGUUAUUCAUUCAACAUUAUUAUCACGUCGACAGUAACUUUUUGAUAGAAGCAAAAUAUAUCAAUAAACUAGUAAUAACCAGGGCCGAGUUGUUCAAAGCUGGGUUAAGAUAACCCAGGGUUAGUGCGAGAUUUGAAUUCAGAUAUGAAAGCUUAGAAAGCAUUUCAGUUUUAAUUCUUUUUGUCUGCAAGUUGAUGAUUGGAAGCUCUAAAAAUAGUACAGAAAAUUACCCGAGAAAAUGCUUUUGAACACAAGAAAAAGAAACCCGGGUUAAGCGCUAAUCGGCCUUCGAACAACAGAAGGUAGGGAGUACAGGCGAGGUCCAUCGCUCUUUCUUCUACUCUGCGUUUCGUCGAUUUCACGCGAUAGGAAGUCAAAACGCGCGUGUUUGAAUUAUGAGUGACAGACAGUCCAAACUCGCUUGAUUGUAUUGCGUUCGAUGCUUUCCAUUCGUUCUUAGUGAAAGUCCAAAAGAACGCAGGCUGCGUAUUUGCCACGCAUGCGUAAUGGCAACUUGGAGAUAAGGAUUGCGGUCUCCUCUGGUCACCCGCAGUAAAAUUUUAUUUUUGGUAAGAUUCUCAGACCGGAAUGUUGACUAUGACUUCGCAAUUUGACUCCUAAACAGCAAAAUGCCCUAAAGGCGAAGUGAGAUGUGAUGGAGGAAAAUGCAUCAGUGUGACGAAACUUUGUGAUGGUAACACCGACUGCGAGGACGGCUCGGAUGAGAAGCCGAACAAUUGUCGUGAGUCUAACGCUUCAUAGUUCUUGUUCCUAUAACCUUUAGCAUCAGCGUGCAUAUUCUCUCACUGUUCUCAAUUCACUUCCCAAAAUUCUGAGUAAGGAGAAUUUGUUUAACAAUCAAAGCCUUUUUGGUGACGUUUCCUGAAAUCCCAGAAGCGCGUGAUGUUUGAUAAGCAAUUAUCUUUCUUCAAAAUAACAACCGGAAGUAUAUAUCUCGCUCUUGCGGGCACGGUUGCGAUGGAGAUUUCCUACUUAGAUUUUUGUUCGGCGAUUUGCUGCUGGGUGUCUAAACGCUUUGCCCAAAACAAAAUCGCCGUCCGGUUAGCACCGUAAUAAACCAAUUCCCCACGUACUCAUUGUUUUUUUUUUUCAUUCUUUGUAGCACUUAAAUGUGCUGAUGAUGAAUUCCCGUGCGUCACGGUUUGCAUUGCAAAGGAUUGGGUCUGCGAUAACCAAGAUGAUUGUGGUGACAAUGCUGAUGAGAUAGAUUGUGACGUCAUUACAAGUAUGUAUGUUCUCUGCUAUGUGCACACCUAAGCGUUUACGUCUUCUUCUUUCUGCCGUCAUGUUGCGCAAGCUCACUAUUUGAUGACUAAAUUCCCAUGUUUCACUUCCCAACCGAUGUAGAACCAACUUUCUUUGAAAGGUAAACCGAAUAACUUAAAUUGCUUUUUUGAAUUUACAGAGAACGAUACUGUCCGAAGAGGGACUCCAUUCAAGCAUUCAAACCUCAGCGGAAAAAUGGUGGGUGUCAUUGUGGCGUCAAUCAUCGUGUGUGGCAUUUUCCUGACUGUCGCGGUCCUUAUGUGUCGUAGACUGAAACACGGUCCUGACUGUAACGUAGCGCACGAGAUUGGAUUGGUUGUCACUCCAGUGCUUCACCCUAGACCUCGCUCAUCAGCUUCAUCUUCGUCUGCAUCAUCCCAUCGCAAUGUAUUUCAACUGCACCGCAAAGGCCCGGGGUCGGUGGGCUCAUCUCACAAGCACUCGAAAUCAAACGGAACCGCGCCUAGUCUGAGUAAUAGGUCCAGUACAACGCAAACGGCGUACGAUCGCAACCAUUUAACGGGGGCGUCGUGUUCUUCCACUGCGUCCACCGUCGUCACCGCUUACUUUCACGAGCCGCUCAACCCUCCGCCGUCGCCUGUAACAGAACGAUCCCAUUUUACAUCACGAUCACGCCCUUAUUGUGAGUCUCUAAUUGCACCGUCGUCCUCUGCGUCACAUAGACAUUACCGUCCCAGAAUGCCGCCACCGCCAACACCCGCAUCAACAGACGUGGAGUCUGUAAUUAGUAGGCAUCGCGGGCGAAGAGCUCAUCGUUGCCGGUAUCAGCGGUAUACGCAAUCUUCGUGCACAGAGUUGGCGUACGAUUCGGACCCGUUCGCGCCACCUCCGACGCCAAAUACGAACUAUAUGUCGGAAGCGACGCAUUUCUCGGAUCAGGAGGGUCCUCCUCCUUCUCCUGCCAUGACUGAGAGGAGCUAUCACCCGCAUCCUUACCCUCCACCACCUUCCCCUGUGACCGACGCCCCGUCAGUGGUUUUGUAA
Porites lobata is the source of this 23562-nucleotide messenger RNA. Lineage: Eukaryota; Metazoa; Cnidaria; Anthozoa; Scleractinia; Poritidae. The record is from the annotation of a GenBank genome assembly.